AUGGAGAUGAGUUUCACAUACACGCCUUCUCCUUCGCCUCAGAGGCUCAUGCGCUUCGACCAUGGAGUUCUAAGUUCUCAGUUUCCACUUUUCACUCCUCGGAAGCACUCCCAUGGCGGCAAUUCCAGUUUAAAUGGUCUUAGGACCCCAAAAUCGGCUCCUCUAGUGAAGGCCUCGCUCAGUUCUUCGUCGAUGAGGCGGACCUUAUCAAGUAAUUGGGACGUUUUGGAGAAUUUUUCUGCAACUUCCGCUCCAUCGCUGGCUAGGUUCGAAGAGCUCGACACUACCAACAUGCUUCUCCGCCAGCGAAUCAUCUUCUUGGGCUCUCAGGUUGAUGACAUGACAGCAGAUUUCAUCAUAAGCCAGCUACUGUUUCUUGAUGCUGAAGACUCAACAAAAGACAUCAAAUUGUUUAUCAACUCACCUGGUGGCUCUGUCACUGCUGGAAUGGGAAUAUACGAUGCAAUGAAGUUGUGCAAGGCCGACGUUUCAACAGUUUGUCUAGGACUCGCUGCAUCUAUGGGAGCAUUUCUUCUAGCUGCUGGUUCAAAGGGAAAGCGAUUCUGCAUGCCCAAUGGGAGAGUGAUGAUCCAUCAACCUCUCGGAACAGCUGGAGGGAAGGCAACAGAGAUGAGUAUACGGAUACGAGAAAUGGCGUAUCACAAGAUCAAGCUGAACAAAAUUUUUUCAAGAAUCACAGGAAAGCCAUUAGAGCAGAUUGAAUUGGACACGGACCGAGAUAAUUUCAUGAAUCCCUGGGAAGCUAAGGAAUAUGGUUUGAUUGAUGAAGUUAUUGAUGAUGGGAAGCCAGGACUCAUUGCUCCAAUUGCAGAUGCAGCUGCUCCGCCAAAAACCCGAGUCUGGGAUCUAUGGAAGGUGGAAGGGAGUAGGAAAGCCAAGAAGAAUCUGCCUUCAGAAGACAAGAUCUUGCAGAAUGGAUAUCAAGGGGGUCAAGGAAACGACGAGGAGCGCGGUACCCAACAAGAAACAGAAGAACCGAGUCCUGUAUGACACGAGACCCACGUGGUUCUUCUUCCUCUUCCUCAGCUUCCGUUGUUGUAUCCUAAUUUGUUGUUUCCAUUCUCAAAUAGCUCUCUCUCUAGUCUCUGUAAGAUCUUAAAGGUGAUUUUUACCAAUCAGUUAAACCAGUAUAGGUUUUGGCAAAUCCAGAGGCCGCAAUUGUACGUUCACAUUUCACCAA
Momordica charantia (bitter melon) is the source of this 1201-nucleotide messenger RNA. It is a transcript of the gene CLPP3, whose product is annotated as CLP protease proteolytic subunit 3. Gene Ontology annotation, biological process: protein quality control for misfolded or incompletely synthesized proteins. Gene Ontology annotation, cellular component: endopeptidase Clp complex. Gene Ontology annotation, molecular function: ATPase binding; ATP-dependent peptidase activity; serine-type endopeptidase activity. The record is from RefSeq and is a predicted model, not a curated record. NCBI's taxonomy places the organism in Eukaryota, Viridiplantae, Streptophyta, Magnoliopsida, Cucurbitales, Cucurbitaceae.